CCAAGGUCACAUUUGAAUCACCAAAUAUUGAUAUUCUUCAAUCCCGUGCCUUCUGCAAUUGGCGGUUGGGCUACCGCUGUACUUGGACACCUUGAAACUCAUUACACAAGAACACAGCUCUGCAACAGCUUCUUCCUCCCCGAAACUCGCGAGGUGUUUCAACGUCUCUCCUCACCUGUACUCCGUACCCGUGGUCGAAACGUUUUUGGAUUUCCCCAAUGCUGACCUGGUUGCCUUGCACGUGAGUAGCCUUUCCAACUUCACACCACUCAGCCUUUGUGAAUUCGACACUGCUAGGAGCAGCGCAAAAUGUCGGAGAUGGCAUCAGCCCAAUCGGCCAGCAAUGGAAGUCCGCCGCCCGAUGAUUCAGAAGCUGGAAUUGAGACUUUUCUGCAGCCACUGCAUAUCGACGAUAACGUCGUCCAUAACCUAGCCUAUCAAUUCUGCAGAGUUUACGAAGAGCUAGCGCUACAUUCUGAAGAACAGUUCCUCCCAACACCAGUAACGAACCUGCCUUCAGGCCACGAGACGGGUCAGUUCCUUGCUAUUGAUGUCGGCGGCACCAAUCUUCGGGUUGCCUUUAUCGAGCUGCUGGGCGAUGCGGACGAGCACCCCUCCACAGCCAUUGGCGCUGAGCGGUCACGUGAGACAAUCAGAAAUGCUCAGCGUCCGCGAGUACGACGGACGCUGGAAAAGGCCUGGCCUAUUGGUGAGCAUUUGAAGAUGGACAAGACUGAGGAUCUGUUUUCCUGGAUUGGUGACUGUAUAGCCGAGGUCGUUGGUGACCGGCUCAGCUCUGAUAUGGGCAAAGUGCCUGUUCCUGAAGAGCUCCCAAUGGGUAUCACCUUCAGUUUCCCCAUGAUGCAAGAGAAACUCGAUUCCGCGACGCUGAUGCCAAUGGGGAAAGGCUUCACCAUUACCUCAGACCUCGAUCUUGGUUCAACUUUACUGCAAGGCUACGCUCGGCACACACGACAACAGCAAUCCAAUGAUUCAUCUCCACGAGCGAAAAGAAGGAAACUCGGCCCGCUACCUCGAUUGAGAAUUGCAGCCAUCACCAACGAUACCAUAGCUACUCUUGCGUCGCUAGCGUACAGUGUCAAGUCAUUGCCGAAUUCUCGAGUGGUUGCAGGUGUAAUUGUCGGCACUGGCGUCAACGCCACCAUACCUAUGAAAUUCCCUAGCCUGGGCGAGUCCAAAGUUGCGCCCAUCCGAACAAACAAACCCCAAGCGACAGAAACAGUGGUAAAUACCGAAAUCACAAUCGCUGGAGCAUGCGGACCCCUGCAGUCCAUCACUACGGACUGGGAUCGUCAACUAGAUGCCGCCUGUGCACGACCUGGUUUCCAACCUCUCGAAUACAUGACUGGCGGAAGGUAUAUAGGAGAGCUUGUGCGCAUCAUAUUCCACGAUUACAUGACAAAGGCACACAAACCGCCGGUGCCGUCCACAUCACUUCCUGCUACGAUUGUGCAUCCAUACAGCUUCACCACCACCUUUGUCAGUGCGGUGGUCGCACGAGCACGAUCCAAUUCAGAGUUGGCGGGGGAGUUGAAACGUAGAAUUCCACCUCCGGAGUCAUCGAACUGGGGUUGGUCGCCACAUUCGGCAGGAGCACUCCGCAAGAUCGCACAUCUCGUUCAGGUUCGUUCCGCCGGCCUCAUUGCAGCAUCUACCGUGGGCCUUCUAGCCACGGUCGGCGAGAUCGCCUUGUCCGAGCCUGGCAGUUCUGCUUCACCUGCCGAUGCAGUUUUCACCACGGACAGCAAGCCACCAUCUCCCAAACAAGGUCAUCUAGCUCUCCCUUCGCGAGAUGUGCGAGACGGACUCUCACCUGCUCCGGGUGCGACAGCUUGGAGAUCAGGACCAGAGGAAUUGGUCAUUGCUUACACCGGAGGAAUUAUUCAGCACUAUCCAAACUUCAAAGAACAAUGUCAGAGAUUCAUUGAUCGACUGGUAAUGCGAGCAGGACCCCAAGACGGUGGCAAGAGUGUCUUUUUGCGGGAAGCUCGUGAUGGGGGCAUCAUCGGCGCAGGGGUUUUGGCGGGACAGCAAGCGGCGGAGCAAGCCUGAUCGGACUAUUACUUAGCAUUCCAGGAGAGGCUGGCGCAAUUAUAGCUCAAUGGCAUUAUUGUGCAUCGGUUCAUAUCCACG
Messenger RNA from Exophiala xenobiotica, 2154 nucleotides. RefSeq lists its product as uncharacterized. The transcript has 2 exons. The record is from RefSeq and is a predicted model, not a curated record. Lineage: Eukaryota; Fungi; Ascomycota; Eurotiomycetes; Chaetothyriales; Herpotrichiellaceae. Bases 310 to 2073 code for a protein of 587 amino acids. Gene Ontology annotation, molecular function: fructokinase activity; ATP binding; mannokinase activity. Gene Ontology annotation, cellular component: mitochondrion; cytosol. Gene Ontology annotation, biological process: intracellular glucose homeostasis; glucose 6-phosphate metabolic process; glycolytic process.